Molecule: messenger RNA, 497 nt
Organism: Gymnodraco acuticeps
Lineage: Eukaryota; Metazoa; Chordata; Actinopteri; Perciformes; Bathydraconidae
Product: cell surface glycoprotein 1-like
Exons: 5
Source: RefSeq, a predicted model, not a curated record
GAGGAGGAGGAGGACACAUCUUCAGUGUCCAGAAAACCUCCAGGUUUGAGUAAUACACUUGGACCCUCUGACACAAAACAGAGAGCAGAGUCUCCAGUCCCCAGCUGUCUGUCUAUGAAGAGUGACCGGUCUAAAGAUGAACCUUUGUACUUCAGCAAAGAUCCUGGACCCUCAGACACAAAACAGAGAGCAGAGUCUCCAGUCCCCAGCUGUCUGUCUAUGAAGAGUGACGGGUCCAUAUGUGAACCUAUAUACUUCAGUAAUGAACCUGGACCCUCAGACACAGAACAGAGAGCAGAGUCUCCAGUCCCCAGCUGUCUGUCUAUGAAGAGUGACCGGUCCAAAAGAGAACCUAUAUACUUCAGUAAUGAACCUGGACCCUCAGACACAAAACAGAGAGCAGAGUCUCCAGUCCCCAGCUGUCUGUCUAUGAAGAGUGACCGGUCCAAAAGAGAACCUAUAUACUUCAGUAAUGAACCUGGACCCUCUGACACAAA